Molecule: messenger RNA, 930 nt
Organism: Candidozyma pseudohaemuli
Lineage: Eukaryota; Fungi; Ascomycota; Pichiomycetes; Serinales; Metschnikowiaceae
Exons: 2
Coding region: 1-930 (309 amino acids)
Biological process (GO): protein deubiquitination
Molecular function (GO): cysteine-type deubiquitinase activity
Source: RefSeq, a predicted model, not a curated record
AUGGAUGAGCUUCUAGCACGCCAUAAAAAGGAGCAGCGGGAUUUGGUGAGUCGGAUUACGGGUCUCAAGAAGCAGGCAACCAAGAAGAACCGGAAAUCCGUGAAUUCACAGUGUGUGCAGCUUCAGAACGACCUCGAUGCCAAACACAAGCAAGAAAUAGACGACUUCAAUGGCGUAGAGCCGGAGAAAGACGUUUCUCCUGAAGAGCUAUUGGCUUCUAUGACCAUUGAAGAGAAAAACGAACCCCAAGAAGCGGUUCCAGAAGCAGGCCCAAAGAAGCGAAACAGAGCCAAGGAGCGGUUGCAAAAAAGACAACUACAAGAAGAGGCCAUUCGGAACCAGGCACGAGAAGAAGCAGCUGGAGAAACAGACUACCGUGCGAUUGAGCAGGAGCUGAUGAAGAAGGUGCUAGCGGCCAAUGGGCUCGAGCCCUGGGAAAUCAAGCCUGAUGGACACUGUCUUUUUGCCUCGAUCCAGGACCAGCUCAAACAGAGGAUUGGUACGGAUGUGCUGGUGGAGGAAUUACGAAAAGAGGCUGCUGAUUUCGUCAGAAGCCAUCGUGACGAGUUUGUGCCGUUUUUGUUUGACGAGUCCACCAUGUCGUUACGAGACGUUGAUGAGUACACCCAUGAGCUUGAAACCACGGCGAUGUGGGGGCUGGAUAUGGAGAUAUUGGCGCUUUCGAAGCGCUACGGCGUGAAAAUACGUGUUUUCAGCGCCGGCCUGGCGCCCAUAGACUUUGAGCCUUCUGGAUCAGAAACAACCGAAACCACAAAUUCCGAGGGCACUGGGAAUGUCGCCGUGCUCUACUUGGCGUUCUACAAACACAGCUACGGCUUGGGAGAACACUACGACUCCGCCAGGGACGCCUCCCGGGACCCCGGCAACACUGAGGACGGGGUCCUCGUGUGGAGAACGAUCGAGGCCUGA